Molecule: messenger RNA, 1627 nt
Organism: Hemiscyllium ocellatum (epaulette shark)
Lineage: Eukaryota; Metazoa; Chordata; Chondrichthyes; Orectolobiformes; Hemiscylliidae
Gene: mrps22
Product: mitochondrial ribosomal protein S22
Exons: 8
Coding region: 28-1089 (353 amino acids)
Cellular component (GO): mitochondrial small ribosomal subunit
Molecular function (GO): structural constituent of ribosome
Source: RefSeq, a predicted model, not a curated record
UCACCGCUGCCUUUUGCAGAAGUGAAGAUGGCUGCGUUCAGGAUUGCACGGAGGAUUGUCUUGGGGGGUUCUCGGCUUGGUGUCAAUGCUGAGCUCCCCUGUGUGGUUGCAGAUGGAGGUGGGCACGGGCGGCGUGCCCUUUGUGCCCAGAGCCCCGGGCAUCCAGAAGCUGGAAACAGAAAACCCCAGUUUAUGGAUGAAGAUGUCCAAUGUAUCCUUACCAGAAUAACAGGCCUUGAUCUUGAGAAGAUCUUCAAACCUGUACAGCAGCAACUGAGACCACCUACAUACAAGCUUAUGACAAAUGAGCAGCUUGAGGAGGCUCAUCGGAAAGCUGUGGAAGUAGCUCAAACUCGACUCAAAAUGCCACCAGUACUAAGUGAAAGAGAACCAAUCAAUGAUAUAUUAGUAGAAGAUAAGAUUCUUGAUGGUCUGGAAACUGCUAAAUAUGUAUUCACAGAUAUAACGUUUGACAUUCCACACAAAGAACGAUUUAUUGUGGUUAGAGAGCCAAAUGGGGUGUUGCGGAAAGCAACUUGGGAAGAGCGGGAUAGGAUGGUACAAGUCUACUUCCCACGCGAUGUUCGAAGGAUAAUUCCACCACCUAUUUUCAAGAAUGAAAACCUUGUGGUUGUGUUUGCUCAGGAUCGUUAUGAAGAUAUUCUUGAUCUCUGCCUUAUCCAAUUUGAGCCAAAUUCUGCCGAUUACAUUCGGGUCCACCACCAAACAUAUGAAGAUAUUGAUAAAAAUGGCAAGUAUGAUCUUUUGCGUUCAACAAGGCAUUUUGGUGGGUUGGUGUGGUACCUGGUCAACAGGAGGAGAAUUGAUGGUUUACUAAUCGACAUGAUUCAAAGAGACCUAUUAGAGGAUGCUAUAAGCGUACUUCAUUUAUAUCACAUGCUGCACCCAGACUGUCAAUCGUCAAAGGAGGCAAACCAACAACAAGCCAAAGGUCUUGACCUGAUUAAGAUAUUUUCUCAUACCGAUUCCCAAAAAGGAGGCUACAUUGAAUUAGCUUUGCAAGUUUACCUGGAGACACUCAACAGCUCUGCUAAUCAAGAUCCAUGUCGGAAUGAAGAAACAAAUUAAUCAGUCCAUCCAAUUCAAGAGUUCUGAACUUGGAGCAAUUGAACUUUUAUCAUUCUUUUUCCAAAAACAAGUGGAAUAGAAAAGUGUUUACUGAGACAUGUGUCCAUUCUAAUACUCUUUUUAAAAAAAAUCUCAAAUGUGGGCAGGUGGGGCCAGACAUCACAUCAUUAUUGGACUUGUAUAAGGAGAAUGUUUAACAUUGGGGAAUGGUUCCAUGGACAGCGUAAUCUUCAACACUGUGUCAUUGUGAUCUCACCCAUAAUCAAAUAAUACAAUGAAGCCCAACCUAGUUAAUCUCUCCACAAAUAUACAAUAUUUUUGAAAUCCAAUUGUUAAAAAGUUUAACCCACUGGCCAAAUGGAUUUUUCUAGAGCUAGAACAAUCUAAUCGUAUAUUGUGAUUUGGCAUUUUAAUGAGUGACAUAAAUAAAUUAUAAUCCCCCAGGAAAUAAGCGUUAGGUACUGUGAAGGAAUUGGCAUAUGCUCUGGUUUCAUUUUUAACAAUGUAACACACUGAAAAUUAAAAUUAUUCAGUAGUA